UCUUGUUUACAAAUGGCACCGAAUCAGCUGUUCAACAUGGCGUCCGCCGGAUUGUUUGUCUCCCGCAAUUUACGGAAUAUUGCAAGGCUGCCAGGAAACUGCAGAGCUCUCCAGACUUCCUGUGUUGCAAGGGAUGCUUCGCCUACUCAUACGGGUCAGAAAUUUGACGAGAAUGACGUCCGAAAUGCCAGGUUCGAAGUGACUCCCAGACAAACAAAUCCGAGGUGGUCGAUCAACCUGAUCAAGGAAGUUCCUCCCAAGGCAGUAAAUACUCGCAUUGUGGCUUGUGACGGAGGACCUGGAGCCCUUGGCCACCCCAGGGUCUAUAUCAACUUGGACCAGCCAGGAACUCACGACUGCAUCUAUUGUGGACUCCGCUAUUACAAGGAGGAUAGCCAUUAGCAUCAUCAUGGGAAAAGCGGCGUUAUAGAAGCUACUUCGUCCCCUCCUUUGAAGAGAGAGAACUUCCUUGUUUUACCUUUGUAGGACUGUAAAUAAUUCAGUUAAUAAAUUAUACAUUAAUCUCA
Penaeus monodon (black tiger shrimp) is the source of this 527-nucleotide messenger RNA. RefSeq names its product NADH dehydrogenase [ubiquinone] iron-sulfur protein 6, mitochondrial-like (gene ND-13A). The record is from RefSeq and is a predicted model, not a curated record. Bases 13 to 402 code for a protein of 129 amino acids. Gene Ontology annotation, biological process: mitochondrial electron transport, NADH to ubiquinone. The transcript has 3 exons. Lineage: Eukaryota; Metazoa; Arthropoda; Malacostraca; Decapoda; Penaeidae.